This is a messenger RNA of Arabis nemorensis, 1722 nucleotides long. The record is from the annotation of a GenBank genome assembly. Lineage: Eukaryota; Viridiplantae; Streptophyta; Magnoliopsida; Brassicales; Brassicaceae.
AUGAUCACAUGGCACGACCUCUACACGGUUCUCACGGCAGUGAUACCACUCUACGUAGCUAUGAUCCUCGCUUACGGCUCUGUACGGUGGUGGAAAAUCUUCUCACCUGACCAAUGCUCCGGUAUAAACCGUUUUGUCGCCAUUUUCGCCGUCCCUCUCCUCUCUUUCCACUUCAUCUCCACCAACAAUCCUUACUCCAUGAACCUCCGUUUCAUCGCCGCCGAUACACUCCAAAAACUAAUCAUGCUCUCUCUUUUAACAAUCUGGGCUAACUUCACUCGCUCCGGUAACCUCGAAUGGAGCAUAACAAUCUUUUCUCUUUCAACACUUCCAAACACACUCGUUAUGGGAAUCCCUCUCUUGAUCGCCAUGUACGGCGAAUACUCCGGCUCGCUUAUGGUCCAGAUCGUUGUUCUUCAGUGUAUAAUCUGGUACACUCUUCUUCUCUUUCUCUUCGAGUAUCGUGGAGCUAAGAUUCUGAUCAUGGAACAGUUCCCUGAGACUGGUGCUUCGAUUGUCUCUUUCAAAGUCGAAUCCGACGUCGUUUCGUUAGACGGUCAUGAUUUUCUCGAGACCGAUGCUGAGAUCGGACAAGAUGGGAAGCUUCAUGUUACUGUAAGGAAAUCAAACGCUUCAAGAAGAUCUUUGUGUGGUGGUGGUACGAAUAUGAUGAUGACGACUCCUCGUCCGUCGAAUCUUAGUGGAGCUGAGAUUUACAGUCUUAACACAACUCCGAGAGGUUCUAAUUUUAAUCAUUCAGAUUUCUACUCGAUGAUGGGUUUUCCCGGUGGUCGUCUCUCGAAUUUUGGUCCGGCGGAUAUGUAUUCCGUUCAGUCUUCGAGAGGACCAACUCCGAGACCUUCGAAUUUCGACGAGAAUUGUGGUGCUUCUUCGCCUAGAUUCGGGUAUUACCCGGGUCAAACCGGGUCGUACCUGGCUCCCAACCCGGAAUUUUCAUCAAAAACCGGUGGCAAGAACCAUACCGGUGGGAGGUCGAACAGUCAUGAUGCUAAGGAGCUUCAUAUGUUCGUGUGGGGAUCAAACGGGUCACCCGUUUCGGAUCGGGCGGGUCUUCAAGUAUUCGGUGGAGGAGCUGAUAUUAAUGGAACCAAUGAACAAGCUGGAAAAUCCGACCAAGGAGCAAAAGAGAUUCGAAUGUUGGUCUCUGAUCCGACGAACAGUGAAUUUGGAGGCGAAGAAGAGUCGGAGAGAGUGAAGGAAGGAACAAACGGGUUACACAAGCUACGGUGUAACUCCACGGCGGAGCUAAACCCUAAAGAAGCCAUCGAGACCGGACCGGGAAAACAUAUGCCGCCGGCGAGUGUGAUGACGAGGUGGAAUGUGGCAAUGCCUAAAAUCAUACAACAAUCAAUCUCAAUUUUAUCUGACGCUGGUCUUGGUAUGGCAAUGUUCAGUUUGGGAUUGUUCAUGGCAUUGCAACCCAAAUUAAUCGCUUGCGGAAAUUCCACGGCAACAUUCGCAAUGGCGGUGAGGUUUUUCACAGGACCAGCCGUGAUGGCUGUUGCAUCCAUGGCUAUUGGAUUACGCGGAGAUCUAUUACGCGUGGCCAUAGUUCAAGCUGCGUUACCUCAAGGAAUCGUACCAUUUGUGUUUGCAAAGGAAUACAAUGUUCAUCCCGCAAUCUUGAGUACCGGGGUAAUAUUUGGAAUGCUUAUCGCACUACCCAUCACGCUUGUUUACUACAUUCUGCUCGGGUUAUAA